Messenger RNA from Manis pentadactyla (Chinese pangolin), 2570 nucleotides. Its product is annotated as ubiquitin-conjugating enzyme E2 J1-like. The coding region runs from base 43 to 837 and encodes 264 amino acids. Lineage: Eukaryota; Metazoa; Chordata; Mammalia; Pholidota; Manidae. The record is from RefSeq and is a predicted model, not a curated record. The transcript has a single exon.
CGGCAGCGGGCCACGCAGCCGGGGCCGGGUCAGCGACCGGCCAUGGAGACCCGCUACAACCUGAAGAGUUCGGCUGUUAAACGUUUAAUGAAAGAAGCAGCAGAACUGAAAGAUCCAACAGACCAUUACCAUGCACAGCCUUUAGAGGAUAACCUUUUUGAAUGGCACUUCACAGUUAGAGGGCCCCCAGAUUCUGAUUUUGAUGGAGGGGUUUAUCAUGGACGAAUAGUACUGCCACCAGAAUACCCCAUGAAACUACCAAGCAUUAUUCUCCUAACAGCUAAUGGGCAAUUUGAAGUAGGCAAGAAAAUCUGCUUGAGCAUCUCAGGGUAUCAUCCUGAGACUUGGCAGCCUUCCUGGAGUAUAAGAACAGCGUUACUAGCCAUCAUUGGGUUUAUGCCAACAAAAGGAGAGGGGGCCAUAGGUUCUCUAGAUUAUACACCCGAGGAAAGAAGAGCACUCUCCAAAAAAUCACAAGAUUUCUGUUGUGAGGGAUGUGGCUCCACCAUGAAGGAUGUCCUGUUGCCUUUAAAAUCUGGAAGCGACUCAAGCCAGGCUGACCAAGAAGCCAAGGAACUGGCUAGACAAAUCAGUUUUAAGGCAGAAGUCAAUUCAUCCAGAAAGACUAUUGCUGAGUCAGACUUAAACCACUCUUUUUCAAUAAAUGAUUUACAGGAUGAUAUACCUACAACAUUCCAGGGUGCUGCAGCCAGUACAUCGUAUGGAGUCCAGAACCCCUCGGCAGCCUCCCUUCAACAACCUGCCCAACCUGCAGUUAAGAAUACCUCCAUGAGCCCUCGACAAUGCCGGGCGCAGCAGCAGAGUCAAAGAAGGUAGUCUGCUUCACCAGACGUAAACCAGGGCCAUCAGCCAAGAGGCCACCACACUGAUCAUGGUGGAUCUGCCGUACUGAUUGUCAUCUUGACUUUGGCAUUGGCAGCUCUUAUAUUCCAGCAAAUAUAUCUGGCCAAUGAGUACAUACUUGACUUUGAAUUAUAAUAUUGUUUUGUGUCUUAAGAGCUGUGACUCAACUGCUUCGUUAAACAUUCUGCAUUGGGUAUAAUCUAAGAACUGUUUACAAAAAGAUUAUUUUCUACUUACCCUUCAUUCCUUUUUUGAUCCUUAUAACUUCAGUAUAAAUAUAACUAGACAUUCAGACUUGUCCUGCUUAGUUUAAGAGACUGGAAGUUGAAGUCCCUUGUCCCACCAAAUGACCUAUUCUACAGGGAUAGAGUUUACUGUUGUUUCUCAUGCCUUGGUUUCUCUUUAUGUAAAUUUGUGAUACUCUUCUGUAUAGCCCUUAGAUAUUUUGGAUAAAAGAUGGUGUUUUAAGCUCCAGUGAGUAUUACUAGUUACUCAAUGCCAGUUAUUGAGUACUCUGUUUCUGUAGAAUGAUAUAGGGAUAUGAGUUGAAAAGGGAAAAUAAAACCUGUCAAAUAACUUGCUUAAAAUAUCAUUUAAGAAACAUACUGGGAUUGCCCAUUCUAUAACUUUGUGUUGUAAACAUUCUUCAGUGAAAGUAGCUGUUUCAUUCAAACAUCCAUGAGGAAAUGAGAUUAUAUAUUUGUUAUUGGAUGUUACUUGACUAGAGAAUAAUGCAUUGUAACCACUUUGUUAUGCUGUUAUCCCUUCAGUACACACACAAGAUUCACAAAGGAAGAAAACAAUCCUCCAUCGAUCUUUGUUUAAGGAAGGAAAGGUCCAGUCCAAACCAAUUCUUGAUUUUCUUCCAGUAGUUAAGUGGGAGGAUCUUAAGAUUUUAAUGUUUGCUCUGCUCUGAAUUGUCUCUUUUGAGAUGUAUUAUAAGCCUAGCUUUGUAAUCAGUACAAAUUUUAUUUCAGGAAUAUGCAUAAUGUUGAUAUAUUUCAUGUACCAUUUUAAUAGAAAAGCUCAGGGCCCAAGUAACAGUGAAAGAAAUUAGAAAAACCCUUACUUAGAAUUGCCCACCUAAUCAAAGCCCAAGAAAUAAUUUUCAGUGCAAAAUCAAUAUAUAACUUAAUACUAAUCAGCUUCACAGACUCUUAGUAGAUAAUUUUAUCAUUAGAAUGCCUGCCGAGAACAUAUAAUCACAGGUAAACAUUGCCUUCAGCAUAUUUAGCUGCAGCAUUAAGGGCAUUAUUGAGAGUAUUAUUAAUGAAAAUAUAAUUUUUAAAAUGCAGGCAGUCUCCAGUUUUCAAAUAUGUUAUGCUGUAAAAGUGCAUUUGUGUUAAUUUUUUUUUGUAAUUCAAUGUUAUAAGUGUUUUAGGUUUUAGACAAGUCCACAGAAGUUAGUCCAUAAUGCAUCUUGAAUACUUUGGGGGAUAGUAUUCAUAAAGUCCUUAUGUGGUUUUAGCUAACUGAAAUGAUGGGCAAGAUAGAAACAAUUUGUAAAAUGAUUUUAAAAGCAAAUUCAAUGUUUACUCCUGCUAUUGACCUUUGGUUCUAUUAAUUCAGACACAAUUUCUGUUUUCAUCUUAGAGCCAGUUCUUUUAUGUCUGCAUUUAAAAUAAGAACCUAAUUGUGUACCAUUAUAUAAUACAUAGUUGUAUACUUAACUUUAAUAAAUAAGCAUUUUAAAAGUAAAAAAAAAA